Messenger RNA from Leptosomus discolor (cuckoo roller), 1906 nucleotides. NCBI's taxonomy places the organism in Eukaryota, Metazoa, Chordata, Aves, Leptosomiformes, Leptosomidae. The record is from RefSeq and is a predicted model, not a curated record.
CCGCCUCAUAUACCCUGGGGUUAUAACCUUCCUUAUAGCAACUGUGACCUUUCCUCCUGGAUUUGGGCAGUUCAUGGCAGGAGAGUUGAUGCCACGAGAAGCCAUCAGCUCUCUCUUUGAUAACUAUACCUGGGCAAAAUACACAGGGGACCCUCAGAUUCUAGGGAAAUCUGCUGCCUGGAUCCAUCCUAAAGUCAGCGUCUUCAUCAUCAUCCUGCUCUUCUUCCUUAUGAAGUUCUGGAUGUCUGUCAUUGCUACCACAAUGCCAAUCCCCUGCGGAGGCUUCAUGCCUGUUUUUGUUCUAGGUGCUGCAUUUGGGCGUCUUAUUGGGGAAAUCAUGGCAUCACUUUUCCCCAAUGGGAUCCUCUUUGAUGGUAUUGUUUAUCAAAUCUUACCUGGAGGGUACGCUGUCAUUGCCUUCUUCUCUCCCUAUUCCUUUUCCACCCUACCUGGGAAAGGUGCAGCAGCUCUGACAGGAGCAGUGAGCCACACUGUCUCCACUGCUGUGAUCUGCUUUGAGCUGACAGGUCAGAUCUCUCAUAUCCUCCCUAUGAUGGUUGCUGUCAUUCUUGCCAACAUGGUGGCCCAGAGUCUGCAGCCCAGCCUCUAUGAUAGCAUCAUCCAGGUGAAGAAGUUGCCCUACCUGCCAGACCUGGGCUGGAAUCACAUAAGCAAAUACAAUAUCUUUGUUGAGGAUAUUAUGGUCCAAGAUGUGAAAUUCAUCUCCUCCAACUGUAAAUACCGAGACUUGCAAACUCUACUCCAAAGCACCACUGUUAAGACUUUGCCUUUGGUCGACUCACCAGAGACCAUGAUCCUUCUGGGGUCUGUAGAGCGAUCUGAACUGCAGGCUCUCCUCCAGAGACAUAUAAGCCCAGAACGGCGACAGCUCCUCAACAGAGAAAUGCAGCAGAAGCUGUCUGAGGCACCCUACGAUGGGCACAGCAAGGGACCAUGGGCAACCCUGCCAAAGCUGAAGCACGAAUCUUUUGCUUAUGUUGAUGAGGAUGAGGAUACAGAUGAGAAGGGAGAGCUGUCUCAGUCCCCAAGUCCCACUCCCAGUUACCCAGAGGAGCCCAAUGGCCCGACAAGUCCUCUUAAACAAAUGCCUGAAACUUCGGAGCCACAGCAACUCCCAGGUGCUGAUUUCCCAGAGACGAGAAGGAGCUUUCUCUGCUGUUCCUGUAUUAAAGGCAAUUUCAGGAGUUUGAGGCAACUGAUCCAGCAGCUCUUGUGCCAUUACAACCAUCCACUUGAAACAGAGCGUGCCGUCCAGGAGCCAGUGGAAGUCAUUGACACAAUGACGCCAGAAGAGAUAGAUGCUUGGGAACAGGAGGAGCUGAACAAGAAUGUGUGCUUUGACAGCUGCCACAUAGACCCUGCCCCUUUCCAACUGGUGGAGGGAACUUCACUACAUAAGACACAUACAUUGUUCUCAUUACUGGGCCUCAGCCAUGCCUACAUAACAAGUAUGGGGAAGCUGAGGGGAGUGUUGGCUUUGGAAGAGCUCCAAAGGGCAAUAGAGGGCUCCACACGCUCUGGGGUUCGCCUCCGCCCACCCCUUGCCAGUUUCCGCGAUACCAACCGGACUUCCAUCAGUGGUGAGAAGGUCAGUCAGGCCACUCAGGUGUGGAGCCAGCAGGACAACUGCACGGUGGCAGCACAGCAAGCAGCAGACUUGAGCACAGAGAGCCCACUGCCUCUCUGCUUGCACUCCCCUCAGCCCUCACACUCACAUGAAGAGGGAGAAGUCCCAUGCUCCACUUAUGCCACUGAUACUGAGUUGGAAGAGAUGGAGCUGACAGGGCCAGUUGCUGAAAACAUCUCAGACAUCCUCAAGGACAUAAGCCUACGCUCCACUGACCUGGAUGAGGAUGAAGAUGAGGAUGAGGAUGUCCCCUUAUAG